AUGUACAAGUCCCGUAAUUUUUCUGCGCGAAAGAGCUCACCUCUUAUAAUACUUUUGGCCUUCUUAUUUAGUGUACUUUUUUCGAUUGUCGAUAUCGUCAAUGCUCAAAAUGUUCCAGACCCUAGUACUGUUGCCCAGGGUGCCCAGCAGGAUACCCAGAAUAGUGAUGGGUCACUUACAGCUCAUGGUAUCGUCGUGGGAGUCAUUCUCAUCGUUACCGGAGUUAUUUAUUGUUUCUUUGGAAAGAGAGUAUACCGUCUUACAUUAUUCUUGAUUGGAUUUUACAUUGGAGCUAUUGCCAUGUGGAUAGCUCUCUCUAAUAAUGAACCUCCUCAAGGAUUUGGAGGCGCUACUGCAAGCCCAACCAUUAUUUUGCUCGUUUCUCUUGCAGCAGGUUUAAUUCUUGGUAUGCUAUUCGUUUGUUGUGCAGAGUUCGCAAUCUGGCUAUUAGGCGCGCUUGCGGGUUACUUAUUUGCCUUAUUUGUCCUCUCGUGGGCUUCCAAUGGUGUGAUACAAUCAAAGGAUGGAAGGAUCAUUUUCAUUAUAGUUUGUACAACUAUUGGUCUCCUUCUCACUUGCUGUUUCUUCGACACGAUCAUUAUAGUUGCUACGGCCUUCAUAGGCGCGUACGCUAUCAUCCUUGGUGCUGAUAUGUUUGCUCGCACUGGAUUUUCACAAUCUGUUGUUAGCUUUUUGAAUGGAAAUACUAAUAUUCCUCCUUAUGAGACCAAUACUAAGAUCUAUGUAAUGCUUGCAGCUUUGGUUGUCAUAUUUAUUAUUGGUGUACUCUUCCAACUCAGAUCUCAUAAUGAGAAAUUCUGGCCUGGUGGAAGACCACGCAUUCAGGAAAAUAUAGGUCAAAGGUUUAAAAAUGUGUCGAGGCCAAAGCCGACAAAUUCGUCAAAUCCAGUUUAA
Messenger RNA from Dentiscutata erythropus, 915 nucleotides. NCBI's taxonomy places the organism in Eukaryota, Fungi, Glomeromycota, Glomeromycetes, Diversisporales, Gigasporaceae. The record is from the annotation of a GenBank genome assembly.